This is a messenger RNA of Hemicordylus capensis (graceful crag lizard), 6865 nucleotides long. RefSeq names its product Rho associated coiled-coil containing protein kinase 2 (gene ROCK2). Gene Ontology annotation, biological process: Rho protein signal transduction; cortical actin cytoskeleton organization; positive regulation of centrosome duplication. The record is from RefSeq and is a predicted model, not a curated record. Gene Ontology annotation, molecular function: small GTPase binding; ATP binding; Rho-dependent protein serine/threonine kinase activity. Gene Ontology annotation, cellular component: cytoplasm; cytoskeleton; centrosome. Lineage: Eukaryota; Metazoa; Chordata; Lepidosauria; Squamata; Cordylidae. The coding region runs from base 5 to 4501 and encodes 1498 amino acids. The transcript is spliced from 34 exons.
GAGAAUGAACCAUCAGCAGGAGGCGGUGAAAAUGUCCGCUUCGCCGCCGCCGCCGCCGCCGGAGCCCGGAGAAGGGCUCAUCACAGGGCGCCAAAGGAAGCUGGAGUCCAUGAUCCGGGACCCCCGGUCUCCGGUCAACGUGGAAAGUUUGUUGGAUGGCUUGAACUCUUUAGUUCUUGAUUUGGAUUAUCCAGCACUCAGAAAGAACAAGAACAUAGACAACUUCUUAAACCGCUAUGAGAAAGUUGUGGGGAAAAUUCGUGGUCUGCAAAUGAAAGCAGAAGACUACGAUGUUGUUAAAGUGAUUGGAAGGGGAGCAUUUGGCGAAGUACAACUGGUUCGCCACAAAACAACCCAGAAGGCUUUUGCAAUGAAACUUCUAAGUAAAUUUGAAAUGCUCAAAAGAUCAGAUUCAGCCUUUUUCUGGGAAGAAAGAGAUAUAAUGGCCUUUGCCAACAGUCCAUGGGUAGUUCAGCUUUCUAGUGCCUUUCAAGAUGACCGAUAUCUAUACAUGGUAAUGGAAUACAUGCCAGGUGGAGAUCUUGUCAACCUUAUGAGCAAUUACGAUGUGCCUGAGAAGUGGGCCAAAUUUUACACAGCUGAAGUCGUCCUUGCUCUUGAUGCAAUUCAUUCCUUGGGCUUGAUACACAGAGAUGUGAAACCUGACAACAUGCUGUUGGAUAAGUAUGGACAUCUGAAGCUUGCCGAUUUUGGUACUUGUAUGAAAAUGGAUGAAACAGGGAUGGUGCAUUGUGAUACUGCUGUUGGAACACCAGACUACAUAUCACCAGAAGUACUAAAAUCACAAGGUGGUGAUGGCUAUUAUGGGAGGGAAUGUGACUGGUGGUCUGUGGGAGUUUUCCUGUUUGAGAUGCUGGUUGGAGACACUCCAUUUUAUGCUGAUUCACUGGUAGGAACAUACAGUAAAAUAAUGGAUCAUAAGAACACGUUGCAUUUCCCAGAUGAUGUGGAAAUCUCUAAGCAUGCAAAGGACCUUAUCUGUGCCUUUUUAACAGACAGGGAAGUGCGUCUCGGGAGGAAUGGAGUAGAAGAAAUUAAAUCCCAUCUUUUCUUUAAGAACGACCAAUGGAAUUGGGAAAACAUUCGAGAGACUGCUGCACCAGUUGUACCUGAGCUGAGUAGUGACAUAGAUUGCAGCAAUUUUGAUGACAUUGAAGAUGAUAAAGGAGAUGUCGAAACUUUUCCUGUACCCAAAGCCUUUGUUGGAAACCAGUUGCCUUUUAUAGGAUUUACCUACUUUAGAGACAACCUGUUGCUAAGUGACUUUCCUGAGCUCUGUAGGGAAGCAGAACCCUGUAAGAACAACGUGGCAAGGAAAAAUGAGUCAAGGAAAAAUGAGUUUGCACAAUUUCAGGAAAAAGUAAACAAAUUAGAAGAUCAACUUCGCAAUGAAAUACAAGCCAAAGAUGAAGUCGAGCAAAAAUGCAGGACUAUUAAUAACCGUUUAGAGAAGAUAAUGAAAGAACUGGAUGAAGAGGUAACCUCAAGAAAGAAUCUAGAAUCUGUCUUAAGACAAUUGGAAAGGGAAAAAGCUCUUCUUCAGCAUAAGAAUGCAGAAUACCAGAGGAAAGCAGAACAUGAAGCAGAUAAAAAACGCAAUCUGGAAAAUGAUGUUAACAGUUUGAAAGACCAACUUGAAGAUUUGAAGAGGAGGAAUCAGAACUCUCAAAUAUCAAAUGAGAAAAUUAAUCAGCUGCAAAGACAGCUGGAAGAAGCCAAUUCUUUGCUGCGCACAGAGUCUGAUACAGCAGCCCGGCUGAGAAAGAACCAUUCGGAAAGUACAAAGCAGAUUCAGCAGUUGGAAGCUAAUAACAGAGAGCUGCAGGAUAAAAAUUGUGCCCUGGAAAAUACCAAGAUCAGACUUGAGAAGGACUUCCUCAAUAUGCAGUCAGCCCUAGAGUCUGAAAGAAGAGAUCGAAGUCAUGGGUCAGAGAUGAUCAGUGAUCUACAGGGGCGAAUAUCUAGUUUGGAAGAAGAAGUAAAAAAUGGGAAAAACACAUUAGCUAAAAUGGAGACAGAGAAAAGACAAUUACAGGAAAGAUUCACAGAACUGGAAAAGGAGAAGAGCAACAUGGAAAUAGAUAUGACUUACAAACUUAAGGUCAUGCAGCAGAACAUGGAGCAAGAAGAAGUUGAACAUAAGGCAACAAAAGCUCGGCUAGCAGACAAAAAUAAAAUCUACAAGUCUAUUGAGGAAGCCAAGUCUGAAGCCAUGAAAGAAAUGGAAAAGAAGCUCUCAGAGGAGAGAGUUUCAAAGCAAAAAGUAGAAAACUGCUUAUUAGAAGUUGAAAAACGGUGUUCUAUGUUGGACUGUGAUCUAAAACAGUCACAGCAGAAAAUAAAUGAGCUGCUUAAGCAAAAAGAUAAACUGAAUGAGGACGUUGAAAACUUGACCUUAAAAAUAGAACAGGAAACACAAAAGCGCUGCCUCACACAGAAUGACCUCAAGAUGCAAACACAGCAUGUCAAUGCACUGAAAGUGUCAGAGAAACAGUUAAAACAGGAGAAUAACCAUCUUGCUGAAAUCAAGCUAAGUUUGGAAAAGCAAAAUGCUGAACUCCGCAAGGAACGUCAAGAUGCUGAUGGGCAGAUGAAAGAACUUCAAGACCAACUUGAAGCAGAACAGUAUUUUUCAACAUUGUACAAAACACAAGUGCGGGAACUUAAAGAAGAAUGUGAAGAAAAAACCAAACUUUGCAAGGAAAUGCAACAAAAGAUGCAAGAGUUGCAAGAUGAGAGGGAUUCUUUGGCAGCACAACUUGAGAUUACCUUAACCAAAGCAGAUUCAGAACAGUUGGCUCGCUCCAUUGCUGAAGAACAGUACUCGGAUUUAGAAAAAGAAAAGAUAAUGAAGGAGUUGGAAAUUAAGGAAAUGAUGGCUAGGCACAAACAGGAACUUGGUGAAAAAGAUGCAACAAUUGCUUCUCUAGAGGAAGCAAAUCGUACUCUAACAAGUGAUGUUGCAAACCUGGCCAAUGAAAAAGAGGAACUGAACAAUAAACUGAAGGAAAUCCAAGAUCAACUUGUCAGCAUUAAUGAAGAAGAAGCUGGCAUAGACGUUCUCAAGACACAAUUUGAGAAACAAUUGGCCUAUGAGCGGACCAUGAAAACUCAGGCUGUCAACAAGCUGGCAGAAGUAAUGAAUAGGAAGCAGUUUGUCCAGCGAGGGGCUGAUACAGAUGUCCGAAGAAAAGAAAAAGAAAACAGGAAACUUCAUAUGGAGCUAAAGUCUGAACGUGAAAAGUUAACUCAGAUGAUGAUCAAGUAUCAGAGAGAGAUCAAUGAAAUGCAAGCACAAAUUGCAGAAGAGAGCCAGGUUCGAAUAGAACUGCAGAUGGCUCUGGACAGCAAGGACAGUGACAUUGAGCAGCUUCGCUCACAGCUUCAGUCCAUACACAUCGGUCUAGAUAGCACCAGUAUAUGUGGCCCUGUGGAAGCAGAAGCUGACGAUGGAUUUCCUGUUCGUAUCACUCAGUCCCACACCACGGAGUCUAUGUCUUUUACCUAUCAGCGCUCUUCUACCUCUGUCAGUAUUGCCACUAAGCCUUCGAGUACUCAUGUGUUUCUCAACUCUGAUUCUGACUCGGAGGAAGAACCGUUGUCUUCCACACAAGCCCCUUCAGAACCUGACAAUACAGAGUCAAGACUAGAGGGUUGGCUAUCCCUUCCUGCCCGAAACAACACUAAGAAAUUUGGAUGGGUUAAAAAGUAUGUGGUUGUAAGCAGCAAGAAGAUACUAUUCUAUCACAGUGAACAAGAUAAAGAGCAAUCAAACCCUUAUAUGGUGUUAGAUAUAGACAAAUUGUUCCAUGUCCGACCAGUCACACAAACAGAUGUGUACCGAGCAGAUUCCAAAGAUAUUCCUAGGAUUUUUCAGAUCCUGUAUGAUAAUGAAGGAGAAAGCAAAAGGGAGCAAGAAUUUGCUGUAGAGUCUGUAGGGGAGAAAUCAAAUUAUAUUUGCCACAAAGGACACGAGUUCAUACCUACUCUGUAUCAUUUCCCAACCAAUUGUGAGGCUUGUAUGAAGCCCUUGUGGCACAUGUUCAAACCUCCUCCUGCUUUAGAAUGCCGUCGCUGCCAUAUCAAAUGUCAUAAAGACCACAUGGAUAAAAAGGAAGAAAUUAUAGCACCUUGCAAAGUAAAUUAUGAUAUUUCAACUGCAAAGAAUCUACUACUGUUAGCCAAUUCUACAGAGGAACAGCAGAAAUGGGUGAGCCGUCUGGGGAAAAAGAUUCCCAAGAAGCCUCCAACACCAGAUCCUUUUGCACGAUCUUCACCAAGAACUUCCAUGAAGGUACAGCCAAACCAGUCUAUGAGACGGCCAAGUAGACAACUUCCUCCAAAUAAACCAAGAUUGCUUGAUUUGGCAUGUAAAGACUGGGAUUGGUCAUUUGAUGAUGUUGAUUUUGAUGAUAUUGAUGUUUUUGAUGAUGACGGUGAAAGCGAUGAUGAUAACGAUGUAUUUGUUCUGAAGAGCUAACUGCCUUCUGUGAAUGCAGUCCUUGUUGAAGGUGUCUUCUUCCAAUUGAAAUAAGACUGAAACAUCGUAUCCCAAAAUUUAUGAGAAAUUUAUAUAUAUGUUCCCGAAAGACAGUUAUAUAUAAAUAUAUAUACCAGAGGUUUACAGGGAGGUGGUUUUUUGUUGUUGUUGUUGCUGCAAUACAACUUACUAAUAAUUCCAGUGUGGGUUUUUAAAAUGUAAUUCCUCUGGAUGACCGAUUAAAUUAGGAAUGGUUGCUAAUAGUGCAAGGAUACGCCUAAAUUCUGUUUUGUCUUGGAAAGAUUCACACUACAUUUCAAAAAAGGAAUGGAGAGAGCAGGAAAACCUGAAGAAGCCAUCCCUCAUUCAGCUUUGUGUGGAAAAAUGGCACCAGCAAGUUUUGAUAGAAGACUAGUGGGGUAGGAGGGGAAACGGAUUCGUCACACUGAUGAAAACUGUAUUUUGAAGAAGUGACCAUUAUACUGUGUGUGCGAGGGUGUAUGUAUGUGUGUGUGUUUUGAUGUGUGUAUAUAUGUAUAUUGUACUGUAAUGCUGCAAGAGGGUUUUAAAAAAACAAAACUUUCCACUUUAUUUUUAUACAUAUUAUUCAUGUACCAUUAACUACAGUUGCAACUAUGCACUUGUAUAAAGCCAUACUGUUUAUAUAUAUCAUUCAUAUCUGUAUAGGGAAAGCUGCAUGACUGCAUUCAGCAGCAAAGUAUAAUGAAAAGUCCUGAAGUAUAUGCUCAUUUAGUUACUACUUCAUGGGCAAUCCUGUUUUACCAGUCUUGAAUGCCUUAAAUUAAUUGUGUUCCCUUAAAUGCUAUGCCCAUUCUAGAUAUUUAAGGGGGGGGGAGGAUACAGAGGUUUACCAGCUCUUAGGAUGCAAUUUUGCUUUGUGACAGAACAAAAUAGUGCACUAUGUUUACAUAUAAUAGUUUUAUAUCAGUGUCUGUCUAUUCUGAAUGUAUAUCUAAUGAGUUUGAAAGGGGAGGAGGGGUUGGUCAAGUAUUGAUUUCAGACAAUGAACUGGUAGUAUUAGAACUAAUAUAUAACUUUCCUGCAUUGGCAUAACUCUCCAUCUAACCUUCUGUACAAACCUCGAUAUUGGUCAUUUGACUUACGCCCUUAUUAAGUGCUACAGAAAUUCAUUCUGCCUUUCUUUUUUGCAUACUAUCCUAGUGUGUGUGUGUGUGUGUGUGUUUUAUUUCUGGAAAAAUACCUAUUAACUAUUUUUACAUUUUCACCGCACAAUAUCAAAGGACUGUCACCAAUCCUUAAUUGAAACAUACUGUAGAUGUAUUUUAAACUAUUUGAAGCCUGUUCUCUUGGCACAUAGCUUUAGGAAUAGGAAGAUACUUUCAGUUGUGUGUUUGAGAACAUAUAGCUGGGAGGGGAAAGCCUUGAAGGCACUUAAUCUGGUUUUUGGUUUUUGUAUGUGUACAAAAUAUAAUUUAUGUGAGCUCAUUCAUGCCAUGUCCAUAAUUUAUCCCAGCAGAUGCAUGUUUUAUACAACUACAGUAUGCUAUAAUGCUAAACAUGUUGGCAGUAAAAAAGUAAUAUUAUAGCUUCUUCCUUGGUCUCUUUUUUUAAAAGUAUGUAUACAUAUAUAUGCAUAUAUAUGUUGUGUGAUAGUGUACUAUUGAAAUACAGAAUCUAACAUUAAGUGAAGGAAAUGAGACAUUUCAUUAGAUUGUUUUCUUUAAUAGCUAGGUUUUUGGAAGGAGUGAUUAGUUUAAACAUCAUAGCCAUGAAAAUUGGAAUCUGGGCUAGAGUUCCAUAUGGGACAUCACUAAUCAGAACUCUUUGUACAUUUUCCAUUUAUUUCAGCAGGCUUUGUGUGCAGGAGUAGGAUACAGGAAGUUUAAGCUUAUGGCACACUGAGAUCUUCCCCAUUCAAACCCCAGUGAAAUGAGCAGGAAUUCAUUCCAGUGGGUCUUGAAUAGGAGAAGAUCCCAGUGAACCGGGCCUAUCUUUUAAAAAAAAAACUAAUACAUUGUGACUUACCCACUAUAUAUCCGAUUAUAUUGUUUAUACAGUUUAAAAGAAAGAAAGAAAAGCUGUGCAUCCCAUAACUUAUAAUUUAAAAUGUACCAUGUUGUUUCAGUUACCCUUAAAGCCCCAGUGGCACAGCAAAGGAAUAUUUAUCAUUUUGCCUGCUUGCUUUGAACAGCUGGAGUAUAUCAUAUUUUAAGAAAUGCAUAUUUUACAUACAAAACUUUUUAAACAUGUAUACAAUAAAAACUGUUUCCAUUCACUGAAGGCAUACAUAUUUUAUAUAAAAAUUGUUUUGUGAGAAGUUCUGAAUUGGGGGAAAAUAUAUAUAUAUAUUUUUAAAUAAACUAUUUGAGUAAGAUAAAAGAA